Messenger RNA from Trichoderma asperellum CBS 433.97, 756 nucleotides. RefSeq lists its product as uncharacterized. NCBI's taxonomy places the organism in Eukaryota, Fungi, Ascomycota, Sordariomycetes, Hypocreales, Hypocreaceae. The record is from RefSeq and is a predicted model, not a curated record.
AUGCCUGACCAUUCGUCGCCAGAAGAUCCUUCUGCCCGCACUGCAGCCGACCUGGCCUACGCAGCGUACGGAGACCUGGUCAAAAUCGACAGUGCGCUCUGCAAAAAGCUCGCUGCCGAAACUGCGCUGCGUGAACCGACUCAGCGCCGCGUCGAUCAGAAGCUCAACAUUGAGCGCCGGAGCAACGUCGAGGCCUUGCUCGCCCACAUGACAGGCCAAGCUGCCCCCAAGCCUUGCAAAAACUGCCACAAGGGCCAUGGUCCCUGGACCCAGUGCGUUGUAUACGACGGCCAGAUGUGUGGAAGUUGCACCAACUGCUGGUUCAAUGCAAGCGGCUCAAGAUGCACGUUUCAUGAGAACAACCAUCAGCAGCCACAAACCUUGUUCGCAGCAACUGUCACUUCAGGAGCAAACCUCCUGUUCUCACAGCCCACCAUCGCACAGCCAUCGCCAUCCAAUGUCAAUCUCUCGACGGAUGUCAAUCACUGGGGUCUGUCUGAGUCGACCAAGCAGUUGAUCACCCAAACGAUUACUGAUGUGAGCACCUUCUCCCGACGAGAUCGUUUCCUCGCGAGAAUCGAGGCCGCUGCUAAGGAGCUCGGCAUGAGAAUCGCGGAAUACGAAGAGUUUCUCCGGACUCCAGAGGGCAUUGCUGAGCAGAAUGCUGCCCUGGAUAGAGAUCGAGCGCAGAAUAGAGACACUCAGGCUACUGAGGCUUCUAUGGCCGAUGCUCCUGCGGACGAUGUUCUUACUUGA